AUGUCGACCAGUACGACCACAACCUUCCAACGUCCGAAUGGCGCCAGUGUUGCCAAUUCCACCGAUGCGCAAGAUGGCCAAGGCGUUUCUUCUCGCCGUCUAAAGAAACGAGAAAUCGAUAGAAGAUGUCAGCGGCAAGCUCGCGAGCGCACAAAGAGCCGCAUCGCCUAUCUCGAAGGGCUCGUGGAGGAUUUUAGGCGACAGGACUCCAGUGGACAAGUCGCUACUUUGAUGAAGCAGUUACAAGAGGUGGAGUCGGAGCGAGACAUGAUGAGCAAGACCUUGAAGGACAUUCAAAAGGCCAUGGACGUACACAAACCUUCCAAAGAAGACUCCUCUUCUUACAAUGUCAAUCCAGAUCCGAUGGUCCUGGUGGACGGCUUCAAUGACGAGAACGAGGAACGAAAACCAAGCAUCAUCUCCUUGACCCGCAGGGCAUCUGCUCCUCUGAGUGACCACAUACCGGACACCAACCCACAAACCGAUUUUGACCUCGCCACCUUCUCCCCUGCUCCAAGCCUCCAUAUGCCGUCGCAUGAAAUAUUAUUUGGCCCACAAGUCGUUCGGCUGGACAGUGACAGUCCUCAGUCAACGAGCCAAGCAUUGGUACAAUCCAAGGCCAUUGUCGAUCCUAAUUUAAUGCCUACUUCGUAUGCCAACAACUGGGAUCAGCCCAUGAAUGGGUGUGCUUGCCAAAACAGCCACAAUCACUCCGGUAUGCCAGCGAGAAAAUCGCAAUGGCGAGGAAACUAUUGGAGAUAUGCCAAUGAAGUACUCAGCGAAAGAUUCGAUUGGCCGGAGAAUGUUGAACCCACAUCUGAUGCGGUGGCUGAUGAUGUUCCCGUUCGAGCAGUACUCGAAGGGUGGGAUGCAGUUGCAAAAAGAGGGCCUAUACACCCCUCAUGGCAGAUUCUACGACGAAUUGACCAGACAUUGUUCAGAACCUGCCCGGACACGGAACGUCUCGCCAUCCUAAGGGCAAUGCACAGCCUUUUACAGUUCCAUACCGAGUCGACAUCUGAUCGAUAUGCCCGCCUUCCUCCUUGGUACAACAAGCGACCCUCACAGAAAAUCGCACAUUCUUAUGCAAUCGAUUUUUUCGCCUGGCCUGGUCUGCGGGAACGAUUCAUAUUCGGCGAACAUAAUUAUUGCGAUAACGAGUUCUGGAAAUUAUUUUGCACCUCUCUUCGUAUUCUGUGGCCUUUCGAAUUUCGUGAUUGUUAUACACGAGAAAUUGAGACGGGUUUGUAUAAAAUUUCACCACAUUUUGAUGAGCGUCUUUACGACAUCAAAAGCUGGACCAUGGGUCCGGACAUCUUUCGACGCUUUCCAGAAUUGUACAGCGACAUGCCAUCGUUCAACACUGUUCCCGCAAGCGUGAGAUUGCCAAGAUCACCUUCCACGUCUGCCUUAUUGUUGUCGGCGCCAGAGCCUGUGCCAGUGCAUUCGGCCAAGAAAUCGAACACCUCCGGUGUAGAGAAGCGGAAAAGAAAGGAACCUCACAUCCAGAAACAGCAGAUACAACAUGAAAACCAAACAACGUAUCCGACCGUCAACUUGCAAAUGCCUAUUCAACAUAUGCCUCAAGUGCCCAGUGGUUUUCAGUACAUGAUCCCUGAACAGCAGACCAUGACUGCGCUUGAUGCUUUCGCAUAUGGAGCAAUAAGCGAGGCUGAAUUCGCUACAAUGUAUCACCCUGAAGAUCUUGAGGGUUAUCCAAAUAUCAUAUUUUGA
Exophiala bonariae is the source of this 1734-nucleotide messenger RNA. RefSeq lists its product as uncharacterized. Lineage: Eukaryota; Fungi; Ascomycota; Eurotiomycetes; Chaetothyriales; Herpotrichiellaceae. The record is from RefSeq and is a predicted model, not a curated record. The transcript has a single exon. Bases 1 to 1734 code for a protein of 577 amino acids.